Pelodiscus sinensis (Chinese soft-shelled turtle) is the source of this 680-nucleotide messenger RNA. Lineage: Eukaryota; Metazoa; Chordata; Testudines; Trionychidae. The record is from RefSeq and is a predicted model, not a curated record.
GUUAGCAAAGCCGGGCCCACUCCAGCCUUCCCAGCCUGUGAGCCCCACGCCCCCUUGCGCGGGCCCAGCCUGACUCCUGAGGGCGCUGCUGACAAGUGCCCAGGCCCAGCUAAAGGGGGGAUUCUCAGGCAUGUUGCUCUUCCCCCUUAAAGGCUACACUCUCCUAGCCCCCGGGAUCUCCUCCCAGGGAAACCGAGGCAGGGAGCAGGGCCACACUGCAGCCGUGUUCUGAGAGCUGAGCUGCCAGGCAAGCGCCUUUGGGGGCCUGCAGCUUUAGCGUCCCGCUGCUCCCUUCCUGGCUGCAGCGGCAUGGGGGGGCUGAGCUCUGGGAGAGGGGAACGUCUAGCCCCACUGAGGUGUGAGCUGAGGAUCGGGGCCAGGCGUUCCCACCCUCUGUCUGCCCUCCCAGAGCUGGAGUACGUGGAGAAGCUGCAGCGGUUCCUGGUGCAGAAGGCGAGAGAGGACGGCUCCUUUGAGUGCGCCAACAGGAACCUGGCCCUGAGCUCCGUCCGGACCUUCAAGGAGCUGGGGGUGCUGAGGGAGCAGCCAGGCCCGGCAGGAUCCAUCCUCCACCUCUCGGAAACCUUCAGCACCCCAGCGAACUGCCAGCGGCUGGAGAAAUUCAUCUGGCAGUUCACCUAGAGCUGCGGAAUCGGCCUGCCCUGCUUGGGGAUCGCGCG